AUGGAAUUACUUCCGUCAGAAUCAGCUCCGAUCUCAAGAAAACAAGGGUUCCGAUCACUGAAACUCGUAAACGCCGACAUGAACCAACUCCUCACCGGCGAACCAGUCGGCGUCGACUUCGGCACACUCGAUAACGGCCUUCGCUACUACGUUCGCUGCAAUUCCAAGCCUCGUAUGAGAGCUGCUCUCGCACUCGCCGUCAGAGUCGGAUCAGUUCUUGAAGAAGAAGACGAACGUGGAGUUGCUCACAUUGUUGAGCAUCUUGCUUUCAGUGCUACGAAGAGAUACAAUAAUCAUGAUAUUGUGAAGUUUCUUGAAAGUAUUGGAGCUGAGUUUGGUGCUUGUCAGAAUGCAGUUACCUCUUCCGAUGACACGGUUUAUGAGCUCUUGGUUCCGGUUGAUAAGCCGGAACUGUUGUCUCAGGCUAUUUCAGUUUUGGCUGAAUUCAGUUCAGAGAUUCGAGUCUCGGAAGAUGACUUGGAGAAAGAAAGAGGAGCCGUUAUGGAAGAGUGCAGGGGAAGCAGAAAUGCGAUGGGGAGGCUACAGGAUGCUCAUUGGGCUUUGUUGAUGGAAGGUUCAAAGUAUGCUGAAAGGUUACCAAUUGGACUUGAGAAAGUGAUUCGGACGGUUUCUCCCGAGACUGUGAGGCGUUUUUACAAGAAAUGGUACAAUUUAUGCAAUAUGGCUGUUAUAGCAGUUGGAGAUUUUUCUGACACACAGAGUGUAGUUGAGUUGAUAAAGACUCAUUUCGGCCAGAAAAUCCCAGCACCUAAGCCUCCACCUAUACCAACAUUCCUGGUGCCAUCACACAAUGAGCCACGAUUUUCUUGUUUUGUUGAAUCUGAAGCUGCUGGGUCUGCAGUUAUGAUUAGUUAUAAGAUGCCAGCAAAUGAGCUUAAAACAGUAAAAGACUACAGAGAUUUACUUGCAGAAUCCAUGUUCCUCUCUGCAUUAAACCAGAGAUUCUUUAAAAUAUCUCGUAGGAAAGAUCCACCCUAUUUCUCAUGCUCCGCUUCUGCUGAUGUUUUAGUCCGUCCAGUAAAGGCCAAUAUUAUAACUUCAUCAUGUAGAGGAAAAGGAUCUCUUGAAGCCCUAGAAUCAAUGUUAAUAGAGGUUGCAAGGGUGCGGCUUCAUGGCUUUUCAGAGCGCGAAAUAUCUAUAGUUCGUGCACUGCUGAUGUCAGAGAUUGAAUCUGCCUUUUUGGAACGAGAUCAAAUUCAAUCUACCAGCUUGAGGGAUGAAUAUCUACAACAUUUUCUCCACAACGAACCUGUUGUUGGGGUUGAGUAUGAAGCUCAACUCCAGAAGACCCUUCUACCACAUAUAUCAGCAUUAGAGGUCUCUAAAUGUUCCGAGAAAUUACGGACGUCUUGUAGCUGUGUCAUAAAGACCAUUGAGCCCAGAGCAUUUUCUGUGUCUGAUGAUCUGAAAAAUGUUGUUAAGAAAGUCAAUAUUCAGGAGGAAGAGGGUAGAAUUUCUUCAUGGGAUGAUGAACAUAUUCCAGAAGAAAUUGUCCCUACAAAACCAAAUGUGGGGCAUGUUGUGAAGGAAUUGGAAUACUCAAAUAUUGGAGCUACUGAACUAGUUCUGUCAAAUGGGAUGCGGAUCUGCUAUAAGCGCACAGACUUCCUUGAUGAUCAGGUUAUCUUCACAGGUUAUUCAUAUGGUGGCUUGUCUGAACUACCAGAAAGCGAGUAUUUCUCUUGUUCAAUGGGACCAACCAUUGCUGGGGAAAUCGGUGUGUUUGGUUAUAGACCAUCUGUCCUAAUGGAUAUGCUUGCUGGCAAGAGAGCUGAAGUUGGCACCAAGAUUGGUGCAUAUAUGAGAACUUUUUAUGGUGAUUGUUCACCUUCAGACCUGGAAACUGGCUUGCAGCUUGUCUAUCAGUUAUUUACAACAAAUUUAACCCCAGACGAAGAAACUGUCAAAAUAGUGAUGCAGAUGGCUGAAGAAGCAGUCUGUGCUCAAGAUAGGGAUCCUUAUACUGCUUUUACAAACCGUGUAAAGGAGCUUAAUUAUGGAAACUCCUAUUUUUUUAGGCCGAUUAAAAAACGUGACCUACAAAAGGUUGAUCCUCUGAAAGCUUGUGAAUAUUUCAGCAAAUGUUUCAGAGAUCCUUCAGCCUUUACAGUUGUGAUUGUUGGGAAUAUUGAUCCUACUAUUGCACUGCCCUUAAUAUUGCAGUACCUAGGCGGAAUACCAAAGCCCCCUGAACCUAUUAUGCAUUUUAACCGUGAUGAGCUGAAAGGAUUGCCUUUCACUUUUCCAACAGUCAUCCAUAGAGAAGUGGUUCGAAGUCCUAUGGUGGAAGCACAAUGUUUGGUGCAGAUAUGCUUUCCCGUGGAGCUGAAGAAUGGGACCAUGGUAGAAGAGAUUCACUUUGUUGGGUUCCUGAGCAAGCUUCUGGAAACAAAAAUAAUGCAGGUUCUCCGUUUCAAGCAUGGGCAGAUAUACUCUGUAGGUGUUUCGGUAUUCCUUGGCGGUAAUAAACCCUCAAGAACUGGUCUUGUUCGUGGAGAUGUUAGCAUAAAUUUCUCAUGUGAUCCAGAGAUAUCUUCCAAGCUGGUAGAUAUUGCUUUAGACGAAAUGUUGCGUCUUCAAGAGGAAGGACCUACAGAGCAGGAUGUUUCAACCGUACUUGAAAUUGAACAAAGAGCGCAUGAGAAUGGAUUGCAGGAAAAUUAUUUCUGGCUGGACAGGAUUUUACACAGCUACCAAUCAAGAGUCUAUUCUGGUGACGUUGGCACUUCUUUUGAAAUUCAAGAUGAAGGGCGGUCAAAAGUUAGAUCGUCUCUUACACCAUCAGCUGCACAGUUGGCACUACAAAGAAUAUUGCCUUAUCCUUGCAAAAAACAGUAUACUGCGGUGAUUCUUAUGCCCAGGUCUUCUCCUUUAAAGUUCCUGAAAGCAGUAUUCCAAUCUACUCGAACUAACAGUGGCAGAGAAGCAAAGAUUUUAGCUGGAAUUGCUGGUCUGGCAGUUUUGGCUCUUAGUUUGUGGAAACAUCUGCGCAGUGGUCAUGUUAAUAGCAGACAUUUACUUGGCAGAACAACUAAGUAG
This is a messenger RNA of Vicia faba (fava bean), 3060 nucleotides long. Lineage: Eukaryota; Viridiplantae; Streptophyta; Magnoliopsida; Fabales; Fabaceae. The record is from the annotation of a GenBank genome assembly.